Paramuricea clavata is the source of this 2932-nucleotide messenger RNA. The record is from the annotation of a GenBank genome assembly. NCBI's taxonomy places the organism in Eukaryota, Metazoa, Cnidaria, Anthozoa, Malacalcyonacea, Plexauridae.
CGCUUCUUAUGUCAACACUUUGAACGAGGCCGCGACAAUCGAUUAGGGGAAGUGCACGCACAGCCAAACAAAAGCGCUGCCUACUUCCUAAUAAAUCGCUGCCGUGUUUUUAGACUUCGACGCUUCUACAAAAGCCUUGCAUACCGUCUUAUAAAGCUUUGCUUCACCGCGUUGCCGACACAGCGAAGUUAACGCACGGUUCAAGGCAACUGUAUACCGUUUGUGGUACGUUACUCUUUGGUUCUGUCAAUAUUUAAGCAGUUCAAAACUCCAUAUAUAAUACCAUAUAUAUUACUCAUAGUGAUACCAUAUCAGAAAUUCUGAGAGAGAUACUGUUUGAAGCUUGGCUAGCUCUAUUGACUAACACGGAACAUUACAGGAAGAUUAAUUACAAGGCAAAGGAAACUCUUUCUGGUAAGUAUAUUAUGGUUUGUGAACUUUGCUCCGAAUAUCAGUGAGCAGCUAGCAUUCUUCCAGAACUUUAUAUAUAGACCUAUACAUACACCAGUCCGUCGUAUACUCGGACGGUUCAACAUUAUAUGCUAUCUUGUUAGAAACGAUAUGUUUGCUGUUCAUGAUUGAACAUUAUCAGUUUGUUCGUAAUCCUGGAAGAUGUGGGAUCGGGUUUGAUUAAAAAUUUUCAUCCAACAGGCAACACCGUCCAAUGUUGUACGAUAGAAUACUUUGAACGAUCUUUAAUUCCUAGCAUAAUAUUGUCAUAAUAUAUAUAGAAGUAUAGUUUAUUUGCUUUGGUUUAUUUAAUACUCCGACACACAACCGACCAUGGCAAAACCAGCCUAUAAUAUACAUACAGAAUAGCUAAAUGCGAAGCUACCGCGUAUAUUCUAAAUAUCUAAAGACAGUAAAGUGCUAGAAUUAUUUCCAGAACUUAAAAUAUAUAAUUCCUAAUAUAAUAUUGUCUUUAAAGGAGGCCUUCAUUCUAUAUUGGCUUAUAUAUAGUAUAUAUAGUAUAGGAUGAUACAGAAUUUAUUGUAUUUAUAUAGGAAGCGAAUCGAACCAUGCCGAGACCUCUACGGAACAGCUAUGGUAAUGCGAAGCCACCUUAUAGUUAUAUCUCGCUGACUGCAAUGGCCAUUCAAAGCUCGGCAAGAAAGAUGUUAUCCCUGUCUGAAAUCUAUCAAUUUAUCAUCGAUCAUUUUCCAUUUUAUCGCGAGAACCAGCAGCGAUGGCAGAACUCCCUAAGACACAACCUUUCUUUCAACGAUUGCUUUAUAAAAAUCCCUCGUAGACCCGACCAGCCUGGUAAAGGAAGCUAUUGGUCGCUUCAUCCUGAUUGCGGAGCUAUGUUUGAGAACGGUAGUUUCUUAAGAAGGCGGAAACGCUUCAAAAGCAUCAGAAAAAGCUACGGUGCAAUGGGCAAGGUAGCGACAACGCAGCACCACCAUCAAAAAUCCGCGCAAUUACAAACGAACCUAAAGGACGUUGACUCGGAAUCGAAAAACGAUACCAGCCCCAGACAUCCGUUCGCUAUCGAAAGCAUAAUCGGUUCAACUGAAAAACAUCUCGCAAGUAUGAACAGUACGGAGAGUUUCUCGCCUUUGCCUCUCUCUAAUAUAAACCACACAAUGUCCACGCCUUGUGGUGCGUAUUCUACUUCGCUGACGACAAACGCUGUUAAUACUAGCUCGCUCUAUCAUCAAACCGAUCUUUGGAAGAUGCCGGCAAACACAACAUACUUGCCGCCAAAUGUCAACUUGCCCGUUCAGAACACUUGUACAGAUUUCUUGCGCGAGUCAAUGUACUAUCCACAAGUUCGACCUUCGUUUGCGCCGUUGCCUGGUAAUUUAUGUCGGAACGGUAUGCUGUUUCACUAAUUCUUGGGCGACAAGACGAUAGAUCUACUAAAACACGAUCUGUACUAUAUAGGGCUGUCAGCGCGGGGGACGUUAGUUUAGGUAUAGAAACACUUCUAGGCUUAAAACGCUAAAAUUGAUGGGGUCAUUGAUAUAUCUUUGAAGAUUUGGGCGAAACUGUUGAUUUGGAUCGUUGAUAUUAAGUUGGGAAAAACAUAAAGACGGGGUUAUAGUGAUGCUGAAGGACACUAUAUUAUAGAGCUAUCUUUAACCGGAGAUUUCAGAUGUAGGAAUCAAAUAUGAAACUUUUAUUUUGAACCGACGUGCGGUGGAAGAAGGAGACGAUUUUGAUGCCUUAAAACUUGAAAGUUUUCUAUCCCAGCAAAGACGCGAUAUUUUCAUAUCAAAGUUGAAUUAUAGAAACUUCUGAUUAGACAUAUGUUAUUUCGAUUGGAUUUCGUUGACGCGUGUGGCGAUUUUAUCUGCAGUUUGAAAGAAACUCUGUGCUUCAACACGUUAAACUGUUUGCCGAUAAUAUCGAAGCUUGGAUGCAAGGGGAAAUGUGGACACAACAACUCCUAAAGGAUUGAAAGAGUUCGUUGUUGAAGGAAUAUUUCAUCAACAUCGAACUCAUGAACGUUUAUUAGAGCGACUAUAAUUGACAGACGUAUACGUGUUUUAGCUUUAGAACCAAAUAAAAAUUGAUAUUUUAGAGUUAGGGAGAAAUCUUUCCAAGUUUAUAGUAGCUAAAUGUCCUUCAAAAGAGAAGGACGAUUAUAUUGAUGAUUGUCGAGACCGAGAACCGCCAUCUCCUUUGGCUUUGUCGCCUUAACAUUCCUUAUAGUGCAUGUUACUGCGAAAAAGAACAAUUAUUUUAACACUGUAUCAGUGCGAAAAUAUACUUUUGGUCUUAUGGAAAGUAAAAUUUGAUUUAGGACAGUUGUUUAUAAGGAAGAACAAUGACAGUUGGGCAGGCGACAAUGACACUUGAAACACUUAGCUUUUUGCGCGAGGUGUUAAACACUUCAAGGAUGUGGCAUAGUUUUAAUAUUGUUAGUCUUGAUAUUGUUAGUUAUGGAUUCUAGGGAUUUCAUAUUAAAUAUAUAAGAGAAAAAAGA